Messenger RNA from Linum trigynum, 3271 nucleotides. The record is from the annotation of a GenBank genome assembly. NCBI's taxonomy places the organism in Eukaryota, Viridiplantae, Streptophyta, Magnoliopsida, Malpighiales, Linaceae.
GGGAUCAAAAUCGCUGAAAUCGGUGAAAUCUAGAUUUUAAAGGGAUUUUACCGAUUUUGAGUUCCAGGUUAAAUUGCACAUUCUGGACCAAUUGAACCGGUCGGGUCGACUACUAUUUUUCUCCCAAAGUCGGGCCUUUCUAUUUGCCGGUUCAAUUACUUCCCCAAAUCAAAAACCCUAGAGCUAUAUCCCUUUACCUUCCACCUCUGGUCUCUGUCUGUCGAUACCCCAAAUCAGCAGCCGAGAAUCAGCAGCCGAGAAUCAUGCCUGCUGAUGAUGCCUCUGCCUCAGCAACACAAUCCACGGAACAGCUAUCAAAACGUAAGAGGAAUGAACAAGGGAGUAGAAUCGACCCAGCUUGGCAAUAUGUGUUCGAUGUAAACGCAGAUGCAAAGUCUUCUAAAUGUAAGUUCUGCUCUAAGCUGCUUUCUGGUGGGGCAUUUCGUCUCAAGCAUCAUCUCGCUGGGACGAAGCAAAACGCGGCGCCCUGUCCGAGUGUUCCUGAUGAUGUGAGACGACAAAUGCUGGAGCUCUUGGACUUCAAUUUGGAAGCAAAAGAGGUACGAAAAAAUUUGAUUCGCCCUGGUCUUGGGGUUAACAGUAGCGAAGCUUCUGCUCCUGUAGAGUCAGUUCAGUCCAGUAUACCAAACAGGGGAAAGAAAAUUUCCAAUAGCAAUCCGCCUCUUCCAAAUCGUCGUCAAUCAACCAUGAGUCAAUUGUUGAAAAAAGAUCUUCGACAUGAUGCUUGUAGGGGUAUAGCAAGAUGGUUCUACAACAACGCCCUUUCUUUUAAUGCUUCUAGAGAUGAUUUGUUUGGUGAAAUGUUUGAGCUCGUUGCUAGACAUGGUCCAGGUUUUAAACCACCAUCAUACCAUGAGCUAAGAGAGACUUUGUUAAAAGAAGAGCUUAAGGAAGUAGAAGGAAAACUUGCUGUCUUCAAAGAGGAAUGGAAAUCGGUGGGUUGCACUAUCAUGUCCGAUGGAUGGACUGAUAGGAAGAGAAGAUCAAUCUGUAAUUUCUUGGUCAAUAGCCCAAGAGGGACUAGCUUUGUUGAGUCUAUAGAUACAUCAGGCGUCAUUAAGAAUACAGAAAAGGUAUUUCAGAUGUUGGAUAAUAUUGUAGAGAAGGUAGGAGAAGAACAUGUUGUUCAAGUUGUCACCGAUAAUGCAUCUGCUUAUAAAGCUGCUGGAGAAAGACUAAUGGCAAAGAGAAAGCAUUUGUUUUGGACUCCGUGUGCAGCUCACUGUUUGGAUUUAGUGUUAGAGGAUUUUGAGAAACACUUACCGGUUCACAAGACAACCAUUUCGAAGGGAAAGAAGAUUUCGAAUUUCAUCUAUGCAAGAACUAAUCUGAUUGCUAUGAUGAAGGAGUUUACAAAUGAUAGAGAUCUGGUCAGAGCUGGCGCUACAAGAUUUGCAACUUCGUAUUUGAGUCUUGCUCGCCUUAGUGAACAAAAGGGCAACUUAAUGACUAUGUUUGCUUCAGAAAAAUGGAGGAAAAGUUCAUUUGCAAGCAUUCAAGAGGGGAAAAGGAUUCAAGGAAUUGCUUUAGAUGGAAGGUUUUGGACUAAUGUGGUGAAUUGUCUCCGAGCUGCUCUGCCUGUGGUCAAAGUGUUAAGAUUUGUUGAUGGAGAAGAGAAGCCAUCAAUGCCAUUUUUGUUCCAAGAAUUGUGUGAAGCAAAAUUGAAGAUUAAAAGUAACUUCAGUAACAUGGAAAAAAGAUAUAAACCAAUUAUCAAAAUAAUUGAUAAAAGGUGGGAAGAACAGAUGGGGAAGCCUUUGCACUUGGCUGCUCAUUGGCUGAAUCCUCGAGUUCACCAUGCUAAAGGAUUCAACCAUAAUGAUAAGCAAUUAAAAGUUGGGUUAUAUGAAACAGUGGAAAGAUUAGCAAGAGGCCGUGAUGAGAAACUGAAAAUUAUGGAACAACUAACAGAAUUUCACCGUGCUUCGGGAAUGUUCAAUUCUUAUGGAGCAAUGGAUUUGUUAGAUAGAAAGCAUCUUGCAGAUUGGUGGUCUGAUUUUGGGGAUGAUGUUCCGGAGCUUCAAAAGUUUGCUAUUCGGAUUCUAAGCUUGACUUGUAGUGCCUCUGGGUGUGAAGGAAAUUGGAGUGUGUUUGAGAGACUUCAUACUAAAAAGAGAAAUUGCUUGCUCCAGAAGAAGAUGAACAACCUUGUGUAUGUGAUGUAUAACUCGAGGUUGAUGCGGAGAUCAUGUAAAAAAGUGGAGGAUAUAUUUGCGGAGAUUGAUUCUGAUGAUGAAUGGAUAGUUGAAGAGGGAGCAGAGAAUGAACAUGAGGGUCAAGUGUUGGUUGAAGAACAUGUUGAUAUUACUGAAUUACCUGUUGGAGAUGGUAGCAAUGGUACGAAUAUGGUUAGUGUCGAAGAUAAUUCAAGUGCUCAUGGGAGCAAAACUAAUGAUAUUGAUAUCAUUGGGCAAGCAAUUCAACAAGGAUUUUAUGAUGAUGAUAAUGAUGGUAUGGAGGAUAGUUGCAAUUUCAAGGAUGGCAAUGAUGACGAGGAUGAAGACUUGGAUAUUAAUAUUGAUCCAAAUGACCUUAUGUGAUCUGUACUAUUAAUUUUUAAGUCUUAACUACUAUUACUAGAACUUUAGAAGUCUAGAUGCAAGUUAGUCAGUUUGUAUUUGUAUUGAAUUAGAGUAUUAAUCUUGAGAUUUAUCGUAUUAAGUGGUUUGUGUCUUUGUGUUAUUAAUGAUUUAUCUUAUUGAUAUUAUUCAGUGCUUGUUUUUAUAUGGAACUUAAAAUCCUACGAUUUUACGAUUCGAUUUUAAGAUCCCGAUUUUACCUCGGUUUUCGAUUUUAGGUAAAAUCCCGAUUUUAACUGCUUUGUCCACACGAAUUCCCCCAUUGGCCAUCAACCCUACUGUGGUUUUUGUUUUUAUCUCAUUCCAUCCCUGAAACCCACAUGUGAUGAUGGGGAAGGGGGAAAACACACAUGGAAAUGGGAAGAGCUCGCUUGCAAGAAACCAAAAAAAGAAAAGAAGGCAACUAUAACGGCAGAAUUCAAUGGUUUUCAGGCAUAGCAAUCCAAAGACAUGUCUUAUGAGAUAUGGUUCUCUGGCUUCCAAGUCAAACAACAUGAAGAUGGACCAUUCACAUUGCCCCAUAUAUGUAUAUAUACUUAAGUGUCUUUCUCAACUUCCAUCUCUUCGUUACCCAUAUCCUUAUCAUAUCAUCACCAAACUGGCAAACUUACCCUUCUCUGCCUUUUUGGAUAUCAUGGACAAUGGACUCAUAUUAAAGGCAUAAUAGUGUU